Physeter macrocephalus (sperm whale) is the source of this 1815-nucleotide messenger RNA. RefSeq names its product ceruloplasmin-like. Gene Ontology annotation, molecular function: oxidoreductase activity; copper ion binding. The record is from RefSeq and is a predicted model, not a curated record. NCBI's taxonomy places the organism in Eukaryota, Metazoa, Chordata, Mammalia, Artiodactyla, Physeteridae.
AUGCCACAAUUUUCUGAACAUGUGUCCCAUGAAGAAACACGAAGCUCAUUUUUACCUGCGCAGAACGACUGUUACUUCACCUUUUUCUUACCUCCAAUCACCUUCCCCCAAGUCUCAGACCACCCUGCUUCUUUAACCCAUAAAUAUCCCAAGCCCCUCGCCUUUGAGGAGGCAGAUUUGAGACUUGUUCUUCUCUCUUCUCACUUGACUGCUUGGCGAAAAAUCCUUUUCUUUGACGCAAGCCUUGGUGUCUCAGCGUUUGACUUGGUGCCCAUCGAGCAAAUAAACCUGAUUUGUUCUCCAGGUUGGACAAUAGAGAGGCACUACUACACAGGCAUUAGAGAAACUACUUGGAAUUAUGCUCCUACUGGUAAAUAUAUGCUCAAUGUAAUGCCUAUUUCAGAAGAUCAAGAGUUUCAGUCCCAAACAUAUCUAAAACAAAGCCAAGAUAGGAUAGGACCUGUUUAUAAAAAGGCUUUGUAUUUUGAGUACACGGAUGAUACAUUUCAAACGAUCAUUGAAAAACCAUCCUGGUUGGGAUUUUUAGGUCCAAUCAUGAAAGCAGAGACUGGAGACCUCAUUUGUGUACAUGUGACAAAUUUUGCUUCAAGAAACUAUAGUUUCCAUCCUCACAGAAUCACCUGCACUAAAGAAAACGAAGGCGCUCUCUAUCCUGAUAACACUACAGGCCCGCAAAAGGAAGAUGACCGGCUAGAGCCAGGGGCAGACUAUACUUACCGGUGGUUUGUAGAAGAAACUCAGGGGCCUUGUCCCAAUGACAGUAACUGCAUGACACAGAUGUACCACUCCCACGUAGAAACUCUAAAAGAUGUGUCUUCAGGACUUCUUGGACGAAUUCUGACUUGUAAAAGAGAUGGUAGUCUAACCCAAGACAUGGAAAAAAAUAUCCACGAGUCUUACGUUCUGAUGUUUUCUAUAACGGAAAACCGUAGCUGGUAUAUCGAUGACAAUAUUAAUAUAUAUACUGAAUCUGGCCAAGUUAAUGCUAGAGAUUCUGGCUUCUGGGAGAGCAAUCUCAUGUGCUCAAUAAAUGGAUACAUGUAUGGAAAUCUGCCCAAUCUCACCAUGUGUGCAGAGGACAGGGUCAAGUGGUAUUUUAUUGGCAUGGCAGGUGUGCUGGACCCACACUCCGUCUUUACCCACGGACAAACUCUGAUCUCUCGGAAUCACAGAAAAGACACCGUUACCGUCUUCCCUGCCUCAAUGCAAGAUGCCUUCUUGGUGGCCAGGGGUGCUGGAGAGUGGAUGCUGGGCUGUCAGAUACAUGAGGGUAUGCAGACCUUCUUCAAUGUAAGGAGUUACCAAAACCCUUCGACAGAUGUUAUUGGGACACAAGUUUUACAUUAUUAUAUUGCUGCUGAAGAAAUUUUUUGGAACUAUUCUCCAUCUGGUAUAGAUUUCUUCACUGGAAAUAAUUUAACAGCAGCUGGAAGUGAAUCCCGGCUCUAUUUUGAACAAGGCUCAAACAGAACUGGAGGAAUUUACAAAAAACUAGUUUACUUUGAAUACACAGAUGCUUCCUUCCAAACACAGAAGGCAAAAGCAAAUCACCUCGGACUCCUUGGCCCUGUCAUUAAGGCAGAAGUGGGACAGACCAUCCAGGUCACCUUCUCUAACAAUGCUUCACUGACACUCAACAUUCAGCCCCAUGGACUGUGUUACAACAAGAGCAAUGAGGGCACCUUCCACAAAACACCAGGAAGAAAGGGGCCCUUCAGCCCUAGUCAACUGGCACCCAAGUUGCCACAAAGUGAGCAAGACACAGUUCUUGCUGUCAGAGACCUCGCAGUCUAG